Hevea brasiliensis (rubber tree) is the source of this 2007-nucleotide messenger RNA. Its product is annotated as E3 ubiquitin-protein ligase DA2L. The record is from RefSeq and is a predicted model, not a curated record. Bases 380 to 1663 code for a protein of 427 amino acids. Gene Ontology annotation, cellular component: cytoplasm. The transcript has 10 exons. NCBI's taxonomy places the organism in Eukaryota, Viridiplantae, Streptophyta, Magnoliopsida, Malpighiales, Euphorbiaceae.
CGCCCAUUAAAAAGCUUCCACCGCCCAAGGAAGGAAAGAAACAAACAAACACCAAACGGACAAAUCGUUAUAUCUUAUUAUUAUUAUUAUUAUUAUUAAAACGACUACUAAUAGAGAGAGAGAAAAAAAGAAAGUUCUGAUUUUGUUCCUUUUCUUGCUUGCAAAUCUCUUGAUCUCCAUUCUUCUUCUCAGAGAGACUCUCUCUCUCUCUCUCUCUCUCUCUCUCUCUCUCUCUCUCUCUCUCUCUGUGUGGUUCUUCUCGUGUUUUACAAUUUCAAGGAGUUUGUGGCCAGUUGUUGCCGAUGCUGAAUUGAGUAGAAUGGAACACAUAGUCUGAAUAAUAAAAGAGCAACAAAAAGAAGUUGUCCAUUAGAAUUGGAUGGGUAAUAAGCUGGGAAGGAGGAGACAAGUGGUUGAUGAGAGGUAUACAAAGCCACAAGGCCUCUAUGUUCACAAAGAUGUGGACCAUAAGAAGUUAAGAAAGCUCAUUCUUGAAUCCAAGCUCGCACCAUGUUAUCCUGGGGAUGAUGAUUUUUGCAAUGAUCACGAAGAAUGCCCCAUUUGCUUCUUGUAUUACCCAAGUCUCAACCGAUCACGAUGUUGCAUGAAGGGCAUUUGUACAGAGUGUUUUCUGCAGAUGAAAAUUCCUAAUUCAACUCGUCCUACUCAAUGUCCUUUUUGCAAAACCUCAAAUUAUGCUGUGGAGUAUCGAGGUGUGAAAUCAAAAGAGGAAAAGGGCAUGGAGCAAAUUGAAGAACAACGUGUUAUAGAAGCAAAAAUUAGGAUGCGGCAGCAGGAACUUCAGGAUGAAGAAGAGAGAAUGCAGAAAAGACUAGACUUAAGUUCUUCAAGUACCAGUGUUGCUCCAGGGCAGGUUGAAUAUGAUUCUGCUGCUGCUCAAUCUCUUAGGUCUUCUGUGGAAAGUGAGGAAGUUGUUCCUUCUCAACACUCGAUCAGACAUGCUCCACAUAAUAGACUGAACAGGGAUGAUGAAUUUGAUCUAGAUCUUGAAGACAUUAUGGUUAUGGAGGCUAUUUGGCUUUCAAUUCAGGAGAAUGGCAGACAGAAAAAUCCAGUUUAUAUCGAUGCUACUUCAUCUGAAAACUACGCUGUAGAAGGUCAUUAUGCAUCGCAAGCAAUGGCAACGGUGACUGGCUCAUCAUCCUCCCCUUCCGGGGGUCUUGCUAGUGCAAUAGCUGCCCUUGCCGAGCGUCAGCAGAUGGGUGGGGAAUCUUUUGCUCAUAAUAAUGGAAACAUUUCAGCAUGCAACAUGCUUCCAGGCAGUAGUAGCUUUUACAACAGGCCAGAUCAGGAUGCAGAGAAUUACCCCCCUGCACAGAGCUCCUGCAAUAUGUCAGCAGAUUGCCGAAUGGCCACUGCAAGAAAUGAUGGAGAAUGGGCUGCAGAUGAAGGAUCAGAUACUGCUGAAGGUGGGACUAGUUGCGGAAGCUCUGAUACAGCAGAAGAUGCUGGUGGAAUUUCUGUUUUAUUACCUCCGCCGCCACCGCCACCACUGCCGGCGGACGAAAUUGGGGAGCAAUUUCAGAGUAACUCUGGACCCAUUGUUCCUGAGAGUUUUGAGGAGCAGAUGAUGCUGGCCAUGGCUGUUUCUCUUGCUGAGGCUCAAGCUAUGACAGGUGGACCAGGAAGUGCGUGGCAAUAGUUUCGAAGUGCGUGGCAACUGUUUUCAAGAGCAGGUUACCAAUUCCAAACAAAUGAUGCCACUUAUGGCUUUUCAGCUAGCUGAGUAUUGAGCUAGGAUGAGCGCACAAUGUGCUACAUGCAAGUGGCUAAGAGAUCGAGGUAGUGAUUACUCUCUCCUUUGCACUCUCUAUCUCUCUAUAUACUUGUUGAAGGAAAAUGGAUUGUCUCAGUGGAUGAAAGGUUGUUUGCUUAUGACAUUCAUAUUGAGACAGAUUCUUUCUUUUCAUAGUUUUAUAUAAUUUUUUUAGAAUGUUCAGAACUCUUUAAGUUAGCAAAAUCAUUUUAUGAUGCUUUCUAUAGUAA